AAUGUUAUGGACAUUGGCUUAGCGAACGAAAAGGCCGGUCAGGAACUGUCCUCUUAUUCGGGGACUUUUCAACCCGCCCCGGGCAACAAGACUGUCACCUACCUGGGGAAAUUCGCUUUCGACUCGCCCUCCAACUGGUGCCAGGACAACAUCAUCAGCCUGAUGAGCGCGGGCAUCCUGGGGGUACCGCCGUCCUCGGGCGCGCUCACCAGCACGCAGAGCUCAGCGGGCAGCAUGGGGCCGCCGCAGGGCGAGGUGGACCAGAUGUACCCCGCGCUGCCGCCCUACUCCUCCUGCAGUGACCUCUACCCGGAGCCCGUCUCCUUCCACGACCCCCAGAGCAACCCCGGCCUCACCUACUCCCCCCAGGAUUACCAGGCGGCCAAGCCCGCCUUGGACAGCAACCUCUUCCCCAUGAUCCCAGACUAUAACCUCUACCACCACCCCAACGACAUGGGCACCAUCACGGAGCACAAACCCUUCCAGAGCUUGGACCCCAUCCGCGUCAACCCGCCCCCCAUCACCCCGCUGGAGACCAUCAAGGCCUUCAAGGACAAGCAGAUCCACCCGGGUUUCGGGGGGCUGCCGCAGCCGCCCCUCACCCUCAAGCCCAUCCGACCUCGCAAGUAUCCCAACCGGCCCAGCAAGACGCCGCUCCACGAGCGGCCCCACGCCUGCCCCGCCGAGGGUUGCGACCGUCGCUUCUCCCGCUCCGACGAGCUCACCCGCCACCUCCGCAUCCACACGGGCCACAAGCCCUUCCAGUGCCGCAUCUGCAUGCGGAGCUUCAGCCGCAGCGACCACCUCACCACCCACAUCCGCACCCACACCGGCGAGAAACCCUUCGCCUGCGAGUUCUGCGGCCGCAAGUUCGCCCGCUCCGACGAGCGCAAGCGGCACGCCAAGAUCCACCUCAAGCAGAAGGAGAAGAAGGCCGAGAAGGGUUCGGCCGGGCAGCCCCCCGCCGCGCCCCCCGCGCCCCCCGUCGCCCUCGCCCCCGCUGUCACCACGUGCGCUUGA
Messenger RNA from Haliaeetus leucocephalus (bald eagle), 1020 nucleotides. It is a transcript of the gene EGR3, whose product is annotated as early growth response 3. Bases 7 to 1020 code for a protein of 337 amino acids. The transcript has 2 exons. The record is from RefSeq and is a predicted model, not a curated record. Gene Ontology annotation, molecular function: DNA-binding transcription factor activity, RNA polymerase II-specific; RNA polymerase II cis-regulatory region sequence-specific DNA binding. NCBI's taxonomy places the organism in Eukaryota, Metazoa, Chordata, Aves, Accipitriformes, Accipitridae. Gene Ontology annotation, biological process: regulation of transcription by RNA polymerase II.